AACAGCAUCAGUGCAAUUGAAUAGGAACAGUAGCCGAGAGCGAAGAGACCCGAGAGAGGGCGAGAGAGAGAGAGAGAGAGAGCGCGAGAGAAAGGCGAUGGCGUCGAGCGGGGCGGUGCCGUUUUGGAGGGCGGCCGGAAUGACGUACAUAACGUACUCGAACAUAUGCGCCAAUUUGGUGAGGAACUGCCUCAAAGAGCCCUAUAAGUCCGAAGCGAUCUCCCGUGAGAAGGUCCAUUUCUCCGUCUCCAAAUGGGUCGACGGAAAACCUGAGAAGCCCACCAUUCGAUCGGACACUCCUGCAGAAUGAGAGGAAUGGAGUUGGUUGCCAAGUUUCUUGGUGCCAAAGUUUAUCCAAUUUGGUGGAUAUGGUUGUGUGGAUGUAUAAUGUCUUAUCAUGGAAGACAGGAUCCUCUCCGACACUGGUUUUUGCUUGAGAACUUGUAAUAAUGUGUGGCACCUAUUGCUGAAAACCUAUUUACAUUCUGUGGCGAAUGGGAUUCUCAUCUUGCUUUGAAAAUGAUCAAUAUGCCUUGCCUGAACUUGAGUGAGGAUGAUUUCAUUCUUCCCUUCAAUGGCUAUACAUCAGUUUUGCUCA
Messenger RNA from Diospyros lotus (date-plum), 598 nucleotides. Its product is annotated as ATP synthase subunit epsilon, mitochondrial. Gene Ontology annotation, cellular component: mitochondrial inner membrane. The transcript is spliced from 2 exons. Gene Ontology annotation, molecular function: proton-transporting ATP synthase activity, rotational mechanism. NCBI's taxonomy places the organism in Eukaryota, Viridiplantae, Streptophyta, Magnoliopsida, Ericales, Ebenaceae. Bases 98 to 310 code for a protein of 70 amino acids. The record is from RefSeq and is a predicted model, not a curated record. Gene Ontology annotation, biological process: proton motive force-driven mitochondrial ATP synthesis.